AGGCUACCAUGCCUGUAGUAGUCCGGACCAGGACCCAGUCUACGCCUGUCAGGAACCAUUGGAGAGCCGAAGAGAACAAAGGAUACCAGUUAAAUAAAAUAAAGAUCCUUCUGCCUCAGAUAAGAGCCUGCAGCAUUGGACCAGAGCAGAUCCAGAGAAAAAUCAAGUGACUUCACCGCAAUUAAACGUUUCCCCGAAGUCCGGUGCCCUCUACAUCCCAUCAUGCCGUUGGUAAUAGUCCACUCCAACCCCCUGUUUUGGCUGCGUAUGGCGGCGAUGGCCUUCUCCUGCGUGGCGUUCUCGGUGGCCGUCCACGGCGCCUACCUUAGCCACGGCACGGGGGACUGGUGCAUCUUCUGCUGGGCCUUCAGCUUCGCCGGCUCCCUGGUCAUCCUCCUGGUGGAGCUGUUUGGCCUGCAGACGCGCGCCCCCGUCUCCUGGAAGAACUUCCCCAUCACCUUUGCCUGCUACGCCGCCCUCCUCUGCCUCUCCGCCUCCAUCAUCUUCCCCCUCUACUUCCUGAAGGGGGAAACGCGGAGCAGCGAGAUCCGCGACUACCGCAUCGUGGCCACCGUCUUCUCCUGUCUGGCCACCGUGGCCUACAUGAGCGAGGUCAGCGUCAGUAAGGCGCGGCCGGGCGAGGUCGCCGGCUACAUGGCCACCGCGCCGGGCCUGCUCAAGGUGUGCGAGACCUUCGUGGCCUGUAUCAUCUUCGUCUUCAUCAGUGACCCCGUGGGCUACGACCAGCACGAGGCUCUCAAGUACUGCCUGGCCGUCUACUGCAUCUGCUUCAUCCUGUCGGCGGCCAUUAUCGUGCUGUGCAUCUGCGAGUGCACCGGUUGCCUGCCCUUCCCCUUCGCCCGCUUCUUGUCGGCAUACGCCCUUGUGGCUGUCCUCCUGUACUUCUCAGCCACUAUCAUUUGGCCCAUCUUCAAGUUUGACAGGAGGCACGGGGGCACAUCAAGACCCCCAGGCUGCAGCUCCUAUGUGGGACUUUGCACCUGGGACAAGGUGAUGGCUGUGUCCGUGCUGACCGCAGUUAACCUGAUCCUCUAUGUGGCAGACCUGAUCUACUCGGCUAGGCUUGUCUUUGUCAGCGUCUAAGGGAGGGGAGGAAGAGGGAUGGAGAGACGGGAUGAAAAGAGAGAGAGAGCUGGGGAUUGAUGUGCGAGGGUAGGAGAAAAAGGGGACAAGGGGUUGAAGCGCAGCAUGAGAAAGUAUUAGUUCAAGAAGGAGAAAUAAAUGGCUUACUGUGCUUUGCUUCAUGUAGCUGUCAAUGUCC
Hypomesus transpacificus is the source of this 1282-nucleotide messenger RNA. It is a transcript of the gene myadmb, whose product is annotated as myeloid associated differentiation marker b. The record is from RefSeq and is a predicted model, not a curated record. The coding region runs from base 223 to 1104 and encodes 293 amino acids. Lineage: Eukaryota; Metazoa; Chordata; Actinopteri; Osmeriformes; Osmeridae. The transcript is spliced from 2 exons. Gene Ontology annotation, cellular component: membrane.